UCGGUGAGUUCGUGCAUGUGUCAUGAGCGCAGGAUUGUGGGGGAGCCAUCAGAUAGGACGUGCUCUGGCAUUUAUAUUAAACCGCAUACCGCGUUUUAGUUAUGCAUAGGAAAUAUGUGCCUGUAGAGUUAUGCUUAAUCCAUGCUCAUUCAGAGCGUGUGAGAGCUGUUUACUCCCCCUCCCUUCUUGUCUCUCCGUUCAUAUAACCCAGGCAGCCUCCAGCCAGUCUUUGCCCAUUUGACUUGCUGGCCCUGAGCACACAACGGGUGCAGUGAGGCUCUGAGAAUGAGCACUUUCUUUUCUGAGACAGCGUGGCUCUGCCUGGCUGUCACCGCAGUGCUGGGAGGAGCAGUGCUUUGCAAGCUCAGGAAGAGCCCAGGGCAGGUGGAAGUAAAGGUGGUCUGCCUGGUGGGCCUCUGGGGAGGGGCUUGCCUGCUCGGCCCAUCCGUCUUCUGGGUGUUGAUCCUCUUCUCCCUGUCAUGCUAUCUUCUGUACACUUACUUAUCUGGCCAAGAGUUGUUACCUGUGGACCAAAAGGCGGUGCUGAUCACAGGUAGUGAUUCCGGGAUCGGCCAUGCUUUGUCCAAGUAUCUGGAUGCGCUGGGCUUCACGGUGUUUGCUGGAGUUCUGAAUGAAAAGGGAUCAGGGGCAGAGGAACUGCGAAGAACGUGCUCCAAGAGCCUCUCUGUGCUCCAGCUAGACAUCACGGACCCGCAGCAGAUAAAAGACGCCUACAGCAAGGUGGUGGAGAAGGUGCAGAACAGAGGACUGUGGGCUGUGGUCAACAAUGCUGGCAUCAUCGGCUUUCCCGCUGACGGGGAGCUCAUUCCCAUGACCGACUACAAACAAUGCAUGGCGGUGAACUUCUUCGGGGCCGUGGAAGUCACGAAGGCGUUUUUGCCUCUUCUUAGGAAAUCCAAGGGGCGGCUGGUGAACAUCAGCAGCAUGGCUGGAGGACUCCCAAUUGUACACCUGGCAUCCUAUGGCUCAUCAAAGGCGGCUCUGACCAUGUUUUCAGCAAUUAUGAGACAAGAGCUUUCCAAAUGGGGAAUUAAAGUCUCUACCAUCCAGCCUGGAGGCUUCCAAACGAACAUCACAGGCACAACUGAAAUGAGGGCCCAGCUGGAGAAGAGCCUCCUGGACCACCUCCCCCGUGAUGUGCAGAAGGACUAUGGCGAGGACUAUAUCACUAUGCAAAGGAUUUUUCUUGAGUCAGCGGACAAGUAUUCCUCCCCGGACAUCACUCCUGUGCUUUUGGACAUCCGGCAUGCUGUCUCUGCUAAAAGACCCUUUGCUUUUUACACACCAGGGAAAUUGGUUUAUCUGGAGCUCUUUUUCUUUGCUGUUAGCCCUACGGGCAUAUUUGAUUAUUUUAGCAAAAAAUUCCUUAACUCUGGAAAGGCUGUACCCAGAGCACUAAGCAUGCGUAACUGAAGAAUAAGGCCAUGUAGUUAAAUAAAUGGGAAAUGUCAGUCUUGGAAUGAAAGGGAAACUUGAGCUUUUCAUUAAAGUUGUAGUUUCCUACCUUGCA
This is a messenger RNA of Manis pentadactyla (Chinese pangolin), 1531 nucleotides long. RefSeq names its product hydroxysteroid 17-beta dehydrogenase 2 (gene HSD17B2). Gene Ontology annotation, molecular function: oxidoreductase activity. Bases 286 to 1434 code for a protein of 382 amino acids. NCBI's taxonomy places the organism in Eukaryota, Metazoa, Chordata, Mammalia, Pholidota, Manidae. The record is from RefSeq and is a predicted model, not a curated record. The transcript is spliced from 5 exons.